AUGUCGACCGACGCCAGUAAGAAAGACGAUUGCGUGGAACUCAAGCCUUCCAUCCAGCACCUUGAGUCUUCUGGUUGUGAGACUCAAGAGGAGAGGGAUUCCCUUCCAGCGCCUGCUUGUGCUUCCGACUUCUUUCCGGAUGGAGGAUAUAGAGCCUGGCUCAAUGUGGUUGCCGGCUGGUUGACGCUCUUCGCAAGCAUAGGAUUUACAAAUGGGCUAUCCGUCUUUCAAAGUUAUUAUAGCUUGACUAUAUUGUCUGCAUACAGCCCCAGCGACAUUGCAUGGAUUGGCAGCAUUCAAUUUUGGGGUUGCUUCUUCUUUGGACUAUGGGCGGGCCGUCUAUCUGACAAGUAUGGACCACGAAUUCCCCUCGGCAUCGGAACAUGCUUUCUGGUGCUGGGGAUCAUGACAGCAUCCGUUUCGACCAAAUUCUACCAACUCAUCCUCUCCCAGGGGCUUUGCAUCGGACUUGGGAGUGGACUUGUGUUCCCACCAGCUGUAGCGAUCCAGUCUCAGUGGUUUCUGAAAAAACGUGGAUUUGUUGUCGGUCUGGUAAUGUCAGGCCAAAACUUGGGAGGUGUUGUCUGGCCAAUCGUAGUGAAUCAGCUGAUUGAGUACGACGGAAUAUCACUAGGCUGGUCGCUACGCAUCAUUGGCUUUCUGCAGUUAUUCCUCAUGGUCAUCGCGACGCUGCUAGUCCAGGCCCGAUUUCACGAUAUCCCACAGGAGCCUCUCCCACUAAAGGCAUUCGCUACAAACGUCCAUACUGUCUUAUUUACUCUAUCCACAGUAAUAUUUUUCCUUGGCAUUUUCGUUCCCUAUUUCUUCGUCAGCUCGUAUGGGAUGAAAUGGGGUGCUUCGACCGGGGAAGCUCUUUAUCUGUCAUCAAUCUUGAAUGCCGCUGCAUUCUUUGGAUGCUACGCCUGGGGUAUUGCCGCCGACGCUUGGAUGGGCCAUUUUGACACAUUGACUCUCGCUGCCUUUUGUGCAGCCAUUACAACUUUUGGAUGGAUUGGCGUGCGUACGUACACCGGCACCGUCGCGUGGAGUGUCGCAUAUGGCUUCAUGUCUGGGGGUGUCCAGGCUCUGUUUUCGCCGUGUCUUUCCUACUUGGCACCCUCACCAGCCUUGAUUGCUACCUGGAAUGGAAUAUUUCUAACCAUAUUAUCGCUGCCCGUUCUUGGCACUGGUCCAAUUGCUGGCCGGCUGCUCUCAAACACGCAGGAUGAUAACUAUUUGCCCAUGCAAUUAUUUACGGGGAUCGUCGCAAUUGUCGGAAGUUUCCUUUUUCUGGCCACACGCUUUGCCGUGUCUCGCAACGGAGGGAUUUAA
Aspergillus caelatus is the source of this 1332-nucleotide messenger RNA. RefSeq names its product major facilitator superfamily domain-containing protein. The record is from RefSeq and is a predicted model, not a curated record. NCBI's taxonomy places the organism in Eukaryota, Fungi, Ascomycota, Eurotiomycetes, Eurotiales, Aspergillaceae. Gene Ontology annotation, cellular component: fungal-type vacuole membrane. The coding region runs from base 1 to 1332 and encodes 443 amino acids. Gene Ontology annotation, biological process: transmembrane transport. Gene Ontology annotation, molecular function: transmembrane transporter activity. The transcript is spliced from 4 exons.